Molecule: messenger RNA, 2007 nt
Organism: Quercus lobata
Lineage: Eukaryota; Viridiplantae; Streptophyta; Magnoliopsida; Fagales; Fagaceae
Product: long chain base biosynthesis protein 2a-like
Exons: 12
Coding region: 165-1634 (489 amino acids)
Biological process (GO): sphingosine biosynthetic process; ceramide biosynthetic process
Cellular component (GO): serine palmitoyltransferase complex
Molecular function (GO): pyridoxal phosphate binding; serine C-palmitoyltransferase activity
Source: RefSeq, a predicted model, not a curated record
AAAGGUUGUGUAAAUUCCAAAAGGCGGCGCGCCCGCCAUUGGGUCCCAAAAUAUAGAGAAACACCAACGUCCAACUCGGAAACGGAGGAUUGCCUUAUCUCUCUCAUCUGCAACUUCAAGCUCGUAGUUCCCGAUUCCUUAAACCUAGCAGAAGUUGGUCAAAUAUGAUAACUAUUCCAUAUGUUGCCGCGUUGGCCACAUACUUCAGCUACGGUUUGCUCUUCGUUUUCGGUCAUAUUAGAGACCUCUUCCGAAAAAUCACCGACUGUUUCAGCUCUAACAACCUUCAGGGUUACGCUCCAAUUUGCUUAGGAAACGAGGAUUUCUAUCAACGCAGGUUAUAUCAACGAAUUCGGGACUGUUUUGAGCGUCCAAUAGCAAGUGCUCCUGAUGCUUGGUUUGAUUUGGUUGAACGCUUCUCCAAUGACAGUAACAAGACCCUAAAACGAACCACAAGGAUACGUAGAUGCCUUAAUUUAGGGUCAUACAGCUACCUUGGCUUUGCCGCACCAGAUGAAUACUGCACACCCCGGGUUAUUGAUUCAUGGAACAAGUAUUCUCCAAGCACCUGUAGUAGCCGGGUAGAUGGAGGCACUACUGUAUUGCAUAAAGAAUUGGAGAAGCAUGUUGCAAACUUUCUUGGGAAGCAAGAUGCGAUAGUUUUUGGCAUGGGAUAUGUAUCAAACUCUGCUAUCCUUCCAGUCUUGAUUGGGAAGGGAGGUUUGAUUAUCAGUGAUUCUCUGAACCAUUGCUCCCUUGUCAAUGGUGCAAGAGGAUCUGGAGCUACAAUUCGUGUUUUUCAGCACAACACACCCUCUCACUUGGAGGAAGUUUUGAGAGAGCAAAUUUCUGAGGGACAACCAAGGACUCAUAGACCCUGGAAGAAGAUAAUUGUUAUUGUUGAGGGAAUCUAUAGCAUGGAAGGGGACUUAUGCAAACUUCCUGAGAUUGUUGCAAUCUGCAAAAAAUAUAAGGCAUAUAUAUAUUUGGAUGAGGCCCACAGCAUUGGAGCCAUAGGAAAAACAGGAAGAGGUGUUUGUGAGCUCUUAGGUGUGGAUCCUGCCGAUUUAGAUAUAAUGAUGGGAACUUUUACCAAGUCAUUUGGAUCAUGUGGCGGCUACAUUGCAGGAUCCAAGGAGCUUAUUCAAUACUUGAAAUACACUUGCCCUGCUCAUCUGUAUGCAACCUCAAUGUCACCACCAGCUGCAGAACAAAUAAUAUCUGCCAUAAAGGUUAUUCUUGGAGAGGAUGGGACCAGUAGAGGUGCCCAAAAAAUUGCUCGAGUACGGGAGAAUAGCAACUUUUUCAGGUCGGAACUGCAGAAAAUGGGUUUUGAGGUUCUUGGUGAUAAUGAUUCGCCAGUAAUGCCAAUUAUGCUUUACAAUCCAGCAAAAAUCCCUGCUUUUUCACGAGAGUGCCUCAAGCAGAAUGUGGCUGUCGUGGUAGUGUCAUUUCCAGCAACCCCGCUGCUGUUGGCAAGAGCUCGUAUAUGCUUAUCUGCUUCUCAUACCAAGGAAGAGCUGCUCAAAGCCUUGGAGGUAAUCAGUCAGGUUGGUGAUCUGUUGGGCAUAAAAUACUUUGGUGCUGAACCAAAGAAGCAUCAACAAGAGGAGAAGAUGAUGAAGUUGGAAUGAAGGAAAACUUUUUGCCCCCAAUUGUCAGUUAUGAGCACUAAGCAUCCAGCAAGGGUUAAGGUUGACGAAGCUGGAGUGUGAAAUACAACCUUUUGCCUUGCUUGGUAUUUUCCUUUAAGCUGACUUCUGGCAUCACCUGCAGUGACCUGCCCUAUUGUGUAAUUUGUUGUAUUUGCUGUAAAAUGGGCUUAUACCUUGCUCUAAGUGGAUCUAACUCUAAGAGAUCCUCAUUGUUCAUAUGUAUAAGUGUAAAUUGAAUCUCAUAUCCUGGUAGGACUAUAUCUUUUUGUUUGAAUUAGACAUUACUAAUUUUCCCAUAAAAAUCUUAUAAACUGAAGUGAGCAAUUAAAAAAAAUAGUUGAAGUGACACAAA